AUGAAGACCGCCGCUCGAGCAUUCUACCUGGGUUUAUUUACUCUCUUGAGUACUUGUACUCCUCAUGUAGAAGCUUCUGAUUCUUCAUCCAAAUCAAAGACUAUUCAAAGUCCAGAUGUUGCGCGGUAUGCUUUACUUUUCUUUUACCAGGCAUAUGUGUCUAAUGCCAUCACUCAGAUCUCCCCAAAAGCUAUCGUUUCGGAUGCAUGUACGACAUAUGCCUCCCUCGAUGACCUGAACCGAGAAAUAUUACCUUCCUUAGACGACCUCACACGAACCACCGAUUUCUUUGCCUAUUACCGUCUGAACUUAUUCGGUAAGGAAUGUCCAUUUUGGAACGACGAGAAUGGCAUGUGUGGCAACAUUGCCUGCGCCGUGAAUACAUUGGACAAUGAAGAAGAUAUACCCCUGGUAUGGAGGGCAGAGGAAUUGGGGAAACUAGAAGGACCAAAAGCCGGUCAUCCGGGCAAGAAAUUACAACAAGAGCGUCCAAAGAAACCACUACAAGGAAAGCUCGGCGAGGAUGUGGGAGAGAGUUGUGUGGUAGAAUACGAUGAUGAAUGUGACGAGAGAGAUUACUGUGUACCGGACGAUGAAGGCGCAGGAUCAAAGGGAGAUUAUGUGAGUUUGGUAGAUAACCCGGAGAGAUUCACCGGAUAUGCUGGUGAGGGUACAAAACAAGUCUGGGAUGCCAUUUAUCGAGAGAAUUGCUUUUCAAAAGCAUCCUUCCCACAUUCGGAAUCCCUUGGUCACUCUCCAUUAUCUCUGAAAGAGCCCGCGGCAAAUGAACUCAAGUCUGUUCUCAAACAACAUGGUCGUCAACACAUCCUGGAAGAACAACGAGAGCAUUCCCCAAAUCUCCCAUUCGUAGCAGAGACUGGUCUUGAAUUGGAGGAUGAGUGUUUGGAGAAACGUGUCUUCUAUAGAGUCAUUUCUGGCAUGCACACCUCCAUUAGCACGCAUCUCUGCUACGAGUAUUUGAAUCAAACUACAGGUGAAUGGGGCAUGAAUGUUGAGUGUUACAAAGACCGCCUACAUGGCUUUCCAGAACGUGUAUCGAAUCUUUACUUCAAUUACGCUCUUGUUCUACGAGCAGUCACAAAACUUGGCCCUUCGCUUCAGGACUACACUUUCUGUUCUGGAGAUCCAGCUCAAGAUCAACUUACCCAAUCCAAGGUGCAAACUCUAAUGUCAAAAGCAUCCAAGGAGACUCGAAUUUUCGACGAAAGUUUGAUGUUUGUUAAUGGAGAAGGUCCAAGUUUGAAAGAGGAUUUCCGCAAUCGAUUCAGAAAUAUCAGUCGAAUCAUGGAUUGUGUAGGUUGUGAUAAAUGUCGACUCUGGGGUAAAGUCCAAACCGCAGGUUACGGAGCAGCGCUAAAAGUUUUGUUUGAAACCGAUAAUAAUUCUUUGGACGUCCCGAUAUUGAAACGAACUGAACUUGUCGCUCUGUUCAAUACUUUGGGUCGUAUUUCCCAUUCUCUCCGCGCUAUCAAUGAGUUCAGAACUCUGGUGGAAGCAGAGGAGAAUGAGUCUGAAGAGGCCGUUAAGCUAACAGAUCGUGUGACGAAACCACAUCAUGUUAUUCCUGACGAAGUCCAUGAAGAUCCAAUAGCAAAAGAUUUUGCGGAAUAUGAUGAGGAGGUGAAGUUGCAGGAAAAGGAGCCUACCGUCUCGGAACUAUCUCCUGUCACUUUAUGGGAGAUUUUCGUCCUCGAGAUCUCAAGAUUUUGGGAAUAUUAUAUUGGACUUCCAGUCAGUCCUAGAAAAUGGACGAUUGUGAGACCAAAUUUCGAUGAACUUUAA
This is a messenger RNA of Botrytis sinoallii, 1803 nucleotides long. RefSeq lists its product as uncharacterized. Gene Ontology annotation, biological process: protein folding in endoplasmic reticulum. The transcript has 3 exons. Gene Ontology annotation, molecular function: FAD binding; thiol oxidase activity; protein-disulfide reductase activity. The coding region runs from base 1 to 1803 and encodes 600 amino acids. Lineage: Eukaryota; Fungi; Ascomycota; Leotiomycetes; Helotiales; Sclerotiniaceae. The record is from RefSeq and is a predicted model, not a curated record. Gene Ontology annotation, cellular component: endoplasmic reticulum membrane; endoplasmic reticulum.